Molecule: messenger RNA, 1051 nt
Organism: Oldenlandia corymbosa var. corymbosa
Lineage: Eukaryota; Viridiplantae; Streptophyta; Magnoliopsida; Gentianales; Rubiaceae
Source: the annotation of a GenBank genome assembly
AAAAAAAAAAAAAAAAAAAGAAUCAAGCAAAAGGAAAAAAACUAAAAAUAAUGCGAUGGCAGAACUAAGCAGGAAAGUAGGCAUAGUUGCUGCUCUUCAAGAAGUGAAGCGUUCUUCAGGCAAGAGUUAUAAUCAGAUUGCUGAAGAAACUGGGUUGACUAAUGUUUAUGUUGCUCAGCUAUUGAGACGCCAAGCUCAAUUGAAGCCUGAAACCGCCCCAAAGUUGAAAGCUUCUCUGCCUGGGCUCUCUGACCAAUUGGUUCACGAAAUGAUGUUGGCUCCUCUUAGAUCCUAUGAGCCCAAUUUAAUUCAAGAUCCCACUGUUUAUAGACUAAAUGAAGCUGUUAUGCAUUUUGGAGAGAGCAUUAAAGAGAUUAUUAAUGAGGAAUUUGGCGAUGGAAUCAUGUCAGCUAUAGACUUCUUCUGUUCUGUUGACAAAGUUAAAGGUGUUGAUGGCAAGGAUCGUGUUGUAGUGACUUUUGAUGGGAAGUACUUGCCACAUACCGAGCAGAAAUCGGAGCAUAUGGUGUCAAGAGUUAGACCAUCAGGAAGUUGAACAAAUCAUGGUGUUGUUCUAAAUAAGCUACUCCGAUAAUAAUGCUUUUGGCCUCCGAGAGUACUCUGAUCAAAUCAUUGUUUUUCAUGUAAAAGUACCUGUUACCAUCGGAUAUGUUUAAUGAAGUUUCUGUUUGUUUUCUUGCUAAAUUAUACUAUAUUAACUGCAAAUGGUAGAAUUUAGGGAAACUACCUCGCAGCUUGCGCUCGGUUGUGUGGUUCCUUAAGCCCCCUUGACCCUGGCUUUUACUCACCUUAUGAUUGUAUAAUAGAAUGUUUAUGAAAUAACAAGGCAUAGAAUGUGCUUGAUUCUAUCGGAUAGUUUGAAUGGAUUUCUGAAUGUCUUAUACAGUGUCCGCACAAGAGUGAAGUAAACAGUUGUACAAACAGAACAUUCUGCGCCAAGUAGCUGUAUCGAGUAUCGAUGACUUCUAGCGAGAAGUUUGUGUAGGAAUCCAAAGUUUCAGAUUCAUUUAGGCAUUAGCAUAAUAGUUUG